AUGGCAUUCGACGCCUACCUUCAACGCGCAGACGACUACAUCACAAAACAAAUCCAAAAGUUCGAGCAACAAAAGCGCGGCAACAGAUCACCGCCUCGCGCAAAUGGGUAUCAUCAAAUGAGCCAAUCACGACAGCAUGGGCGUAUGUCAUCACAAGGAGGAUAUCCCGGAAGCCCGGUCCCUCAUGACCAACAUCACCCGCCCCCUGGAUCCGUGUUACCAGCCGGCUGGAUCCAAAACUAUGAUUCACAUAGCCAGCGAUGGUACUACGUCGACACAUCAACGGGACGAAGCCAAUGGCAGCCCCCUUCUUCCGAACCACACCGCGCAGCAACCUUCCAACCCGACACUCGUGUGUCCAGUCCCUACAACCACUCGAAUCUCCGCAUGAGGUCGAAUUCCCAGCCUCAGCGCCCGGAAAUGAAUGAAGGUGGUGGACAGUCUCUUGACCCGAGACAGAAUGGCAAUUCUGGUGCCAGUCCCAGUGUCAUGUCCAUGCAACUACCUCCAGGUGCGCAUUACGAUACGAAGACUGGUAAGGUCGUCCAUGGUAUGUUUCCUGAGGGACAGACGGUGCAGAGUUGGUCUCAGGAGAUACAGAGGAUAUGA
Molecule: messenger RNA, 609 nt
Organism: Bipolaris oryzae ATCC 44560
Lineage: Eukaryota; Fungi; Ascomycota; Dothideomycetes; Pleosporales; Pleosporaceae
Exons: 1
Coding region: 1-609 (202 amino acids)
Molecular function (GO): protein binding
Source: RefSeq, a predicted model, not a curated record